This is a messenger RNA of Seriola aureovittata, 2426 nucleotides long. RefSeq names its product ly6/PLAUR domain-containing protein 3-like. Lineage: Eukaryota; Metazoa; Chordata; Actinopteri; Carangiformes; Carangidae. The record is from RefSeq and is a predicted model, not a curated record. The transcript has 7 exons. The coding region runs from base 326 to 1120 and encodes 264 amino acids.
AUGAGGAAAUGUUAAAUGUGAAAUAUCAGAGGUUGGUGUAGCUAUCAAAGGAACUGCUGCAGUUACAUCCUGAUCCCUGUCAAACAAAAGAGAUUUUAAACGCCGCUAUAGAUGAUUUACAUAUCAUAUCACUUUAAUAAUCUAUAUGGUUGCCAAGGGGAUAUUGAGGUAAUGCUGGGCUCACAUACUAGGGAGGAGUCUUUUAGAGGACAUAGUCCUUGUUCAAGUUCUCAAAGAAGACUCAGAAGUUUGACAAUAUACAGACGGCUUUGGAAAAGGUCGCUUCCUCUCACAGGGUCGAUUAACCUUUAUAUCUCUGUUCACUAUGCAACUUUAUGUAGUUCUGACCAUUCUGGUUAUGACCUUGUCCACAGCAUCUGGAUUAAGGUGCUUCACAUGUGUAACCACCGACCCUGAAUCCUGCACACUGAUCUCAACUUGUCCUGCCUUCUUCAACCGUUGUUUCUCCCUCGAAGUGAACGGUCUCGUCACUAAGGGCUGCCUACACAGUGCUCUAUGUGUAAACCCCAUGGAUUGCUGUGAAGGGGACUUGUGUAACAGUGCCAUACCUGACAGUAUUCUGUAUUUCUGUACAGCAUCUGGAUUAAGGUGCUUCACAUGUGUAACCACCAACCCUGAAUCCUGCACACAGAUCUCAACUUGUUCUGCCUUCUCCAACCGUUGUUACUCCAAGGAAGUGAACGGUCUCAUCACUAAGGGCUGCAAAAACAGUGUUCUAUGUGUAAACUCCAUGAAUUGCUGUGAAGGGGACUUGUGUAACAGCGCCAUACCCACACGGACACCCACACUCAUACCCACAACCACAACCACAACCACAACCACACCCGCUGCAUCUGGAUUAAGGUGCUUCACAUGUGCAACCAUCAUCUCUGAAUUCUGCACACGGAUCUCAACUUGUCCUGCCAUAGCUGACAGUUGUUUCUCUCUUGAAGUGAGAAGUCUCUUCAGUAGGAAGAUUGUUAAGGGCUGCCAAGUCAAGGAGCUAUGUGUAAAAUCCAUGGAUUGCUGUGAAGGAGACUUGUGUAACAGUGCCAUACCCACUGUUCCCAGCGUCAUCUUACCGCUGGUAUUCUCAGCCAUCGUCACACUCUUUCUCUGAGGCUCUGGAUUUGACUCUUUUUUUUUUCUUACAAAAUUGAAGAAGAAUAAACAAGAAGUCUCUAAAUCUAAUAAUCUUUUGUAUGAUGAUGAUGAUGUUCCUUUCAAUGUUAUAUUUUGUACAGUUUAUUAAAAUAUGCAGGACUGUAUCAGGAACACCACAUUCACAUAACCCAGUUGGAUGUUUUCCUUCAAUUCUCCAAAUACUUUUUGAACCCACAAUGCCUCAGCCUCAGUCUACUUAACUUCCUCUCUUCAGCUUCCAGAAUAACAAAUAAUUUUUUAACCACAGGUUGAAGAGAAAUGUAAUGUCUCCAUUUUGCAUCUUUUUUUCCAUUGUUCUCGUCACUUCUUUUCAAUGCUUUCUCUGAUUUUUCUUUGAAGUUCAACUUUUCAAAAGGAUAUAUUCAUAUCUAUUUCUGUUUUCUUUAAAGUCGUCUUAACAAUAUGAUCUGCAGUUUCAUUACCCUGAACUCCAUUGUGCCUAGGGCCCCAGAAUAGCCUGAUUUUUCAAGCAGGUCGCCUGCUUCAUCAUUGGGAGGCAAGAUAUGUUUAACUUAAUAUCUCUGUUUAAUGUUUAUGUGUUGUCCUGAGUUUUUGUCCUAGUCAAUUUAUGAGUUUUAUUACAAAUAAAUUUUAAUGAUUGGACAUGCUAUUAGGGAUUCACUGAGACGCAACAAUACCUAAUGGCCGGAGAGAGGAAGUAAAUAUUCCAAGACCCUCUUGGCCUCUGCCGCCAUAUCUACAUGGUUGUCCUGGGACAUGACGGAUGUUAUUCAGGACAAUAAAAAGGAAGGUCUUGGAAUGUUUACUUCCUCUCUCCGGUUCUUUCACAGGGUUGACUAAAAGUAAUACUAAAAAUAAACUCAAAUGAACUAAUGUUAACCUCAAGAAGAAUAAACAUUGUGUCAUGUAAAAGCUGUGACUGACUACAGAUCAAUAUUUGUUCAAAAAUAACAACGGUUCUGCAUUUCACAUCACUACAGCAAAAAUAGGUUUGUUAUGAAGUAAUUGUAAAAAAUUAGUGACAAAACACAACAUAAAACAUGAAUCUUAAGUAAAUUAAUAAAUUGUGGUCAGCUGUUGAUUCUGACGAUUGUUGAAGCAAACCAUUACUAUCUGGUCUGGUAUUUACUUUUUUACACUUAUCACCAUAUAACUGUGCUGUACUGAAUGCCCGGUGACUAUGGUUAUUGAAAAAUAAAACUGAUGUUUUUCCAUUAUGUCUUACAGGUCUCAUCUUUAUGGGCUGUUGUAACAGCAAAUAAUGAUCUUGAAAUGCAAUGUUGUUACAAGAUAACAUUAUU